AGUAACUACCCAUUCUACCAGCUCUCUUUGUUUGCAACGUGCACGUUCAACUUCCUUCUGUGAUACCCUUUAAUGUCGAUUUAAUUAAUUUAUUUUUAUAUAUACUCAAAUAAUUGUUGGUUCUUAAAAAGAAAAAAAGGACGUUUUGUUCCUACUGUAUUUUUAUGAGUUACAUUAUGUUUAAUUUACUUAACUUUUAUCGUGACAAAUAGUAAGAUUGAAUGUUCUCAAUCAUUAAGUUUCAUUACUGCGGUGCACGGGUUUCCAAAAUAAUUCCCGUUUACGUUACGUGUACAAAAUGGAAACGGAAGAAUAUGAUAAUCCUAAAGAAAUAAGAGCAACAUUAGAAACAUAUAAGAAAUUAGCAGAUGAUUUUUCUAACCAUGACACAAUCUUAAAGGAUAAAACGGUGUUGUCCUACAUAGCAUAUAUUCUCGAAGUACCUUAUUUAGAUAUUAUUAAUCUCUCAUUAGAUAUUUUGGAAUUGUUUAUUAAAAAUGCUGAUAAUUAUUUACACAUAACCUCUACUUUUGGAAUAAGGGAAGCCUUAGAUGCUGUUGUAAACAGAUUUAUAUUGAGCGAACCAGAAAUAUCUAAAAGGGCGCAACAUCUAAAAGAUAACAUAGAACGUAUGAAACCACCUAUAUAUAAUUUACGCAGUAGAUGCAGGAUCAUCGAAAGAAAGAAAUUAAAAACCCAUGUAAUUGUAUUACAUGUUCAAGGCUUAUUACCGGAGACUAGAUCUGAACUGGAAUCAACAUUGAUCAAAAUUGAGGGAUUGAUAUCUCUUGUAAUAGAUGUUGAACAUCAACGUGUUACCAUGCGUACAUUGAAUAAUGUUACCGCCAAGCAAAUUGCUGAAGCUAUACAAGAAAAUUUAGACAACAUGGAGGCAUGGCUAGUUACAAAAAAUAAAUUCAAUCAAGAAUUUUUAGUUAGAUUGACCCAUAAAGAAGAUACGGAUGACAUUGAAAAUAUGCCAGAAUACUUACCGGAAGAAGAAGAGCAAGAAGAUGGAAAAGAAGGAGUCGUAUCUUUAUUUAGUGGCUUAAGACAAAGUGCUUCGUCGUUAUACAAAUCUACGACAGAAUUUCUUCAUAAUUCCUUUUAUUGGUAAAUCAUUAUUGAUAAAUUAAUUAAUCAGUUCGAAUCAUGUUCGAAAAUGUUCUGCAAAUAAGAACAUAUUUAAUGGAUCUUUUCAUUUAUAUGACUAAAGACUUUUAAAUCAAUUGUAAUUAUUUAUUUAUGAUCUAAAUAUCACUUUUUAUGGAUAUUUUUGUUCUCUUUAAAUUUUGGUUUCUCUUUAUAAGAGUAUAGCGUUAUAAAUAUUGUAAAGAUAACAAAAAGUCUCAUGCAUGUACCUAUUUACCAAGUUCAUAUUUGAACUAUAAUGUACAUACAUCUCGAAUUAUCUCGAAUUUUCUUAAAGAAAGAUGUGUUGUAAGUUAUGUAGAGUUAUAUGCGAUCAAAAACAAUUAAAUCUUUUAAGCUUA
Messenger RNA from Vespa mandarinia (Asian giant hornet), 1493 nucleotides. RefSeq names its product armadillo repeat-containing protein 1. NCBI's taxonomy places the organism in Eukaryota, Metazoa, Arthropoda, Insecta, Hymenoptera, Vespidae. The record is from RefSeq and is a predicted model, not a curated record.